Messenger RNA from Pygoscelis adeliae (Adelie penguin), 1140 nucleotides. RefSeq names its product growth arrest-specific 8 (gene GAS8). Gene Ontology annotation, biological process: flagellated sperm motility. NCBI's taxonomy places the organism in Eukaryota, Metazoa, Chordata, Aves, Sphenisciformes, Spheniscidae. Gene Ontology annotation, molecular function: small GTPase binding; microtubule binding. Gene Ontology annotation, cellular component: motile cilium; microtubule; Golgi apparatus. The record is from RefSeq and is a predicted model, not a curated record.
CCAGCCACUGUGUCCUGCAGGUUUGCGACACAGCUUGCCAUGGGUGUCUUGCAGAGCGUCUGUCCGAGGCCCCCUUUUCCCCCUACCUGGCUCUUCCCCUUGGCUUCGCAGCUGGAAAAGCACGUCGUGCGUCUCCGGGAGGAGCUGGACCGGGAACGGGAAGAGCGCAACUAUUUCCAGCUGGAGCGCGACAAGAUUCACACCUUCUGGGAGAUCACCCGCCGGCAGCUGGAGGAGAGGAGAGCAGAGCUGCGGAACAAGGACCGGGAGAUGGAGGAGGCGGAGGAGCGGCAUCAAGUGGAGAUCAAGGUGGGAGGGGAGAAGGCUGGGAGGUGUUACGAGUGCCCCAAGCUCCGGGUGAGCCUCGGGCAGCUCUGAGGGGGAGAGGGAAGACGAGGAGGAGCUGGGCGGGAUGCGAGUCUCGGCCAAUAUCCCAGGAGCGGGAGGGAAUCCCUCGGGAUGCGGCUGACUCGGGAUUUGGUUGUCUGCCUCUAACGCGUAGCUUCUCCCUAACAGAAACAAGAGGAGGAGAUCACCCAGCUGUGCAACGACUUCGAGAGACAAGCGAAAGAGAUCGAGGCCAAGUACACCAAGAAGAUGCAAGUGCUGCGGGACGAGCUUGACUUGCGGAGGAAGACGGAGAUCCACGAGGUGGAGGAGAGGAAGAACAGCCAGAUCAGCGAGCUGAUGAGGAACCACGAGAAGGCCUUCAGUGACAUCAAGAACUACUACAAUGAUAUCACCCUCAAAAACCUGGCGCUCAUCAGCCUGCUGAAGGAGCAGGCGGAGGAGAUGAAGAAGAGGGAGAAUCACUUGGAAAAGGAGAAGGCGGAUGUGCUGCUCCAGAACAAGCAGCUGAAGGAGCCCCUGCAGCAGGCCCAGGAGCAGGUGUCCGAGCUGCAGAAGAAGUUGGCCCACUACGACAAGGACAAGGAGGCCCUGACGAACGCGAAAGCCCGUUUGAAAGUCACCCAGAAGGAGCUGAAGGAUCUUCAGUGGGAACACGAGGUGCUGGAGCAGAGGUUCAGUAAGGUGAGAGCUGCAGUGGGUCUGGGCAUCCCACUGCCCUCUCCAAACCCUGUCGCCUCCGCAGAGGGCUGGGCACGGGCCAUCGGCAGGGGCUGCCCGGGCUGUGCUUAG